UCUUACUUCCAUUAUCUUCAUCAUUGCAGGAGCAUCAGCAGGGAAAAUGAGCCAGGAAACUUACAGGAUAUUGGUUGAUCAGCUAAAAGAACUCAGCCUGCCAAAAACAAUUUGCAGAAGGCCAAAGAUUUAUCCAAAUAUGUUAUAUUCCCCUAAAGCUAUGAAGAUUCCAUCACAGAACUGUUUAAUGUACCAAGAAUCCUUAAAAAGUUUAAGAAGCAUUGGAAACAUCAAACAAGAUUCAGAACAUUCUGCAGAUCUAACUACCUCAGCCUCUUUGAUAAGCAGUUCUCCCUACCAUUUUUACAAUGUAAUACAUACGGAACCUGAAGUGGUUCAGGAAACAGUUUCCAAGAAUGUCAAGAAUUCAUCAAAACCAACAGAUGCCACUGAUGAACCCAGAAGUGGGAAAGUUAAACUUAUUGCCUCAGGGCAUGCCAAGUGUCCAGACUCCAGCACAAAUCAUGAAACCUCAGAUGAUACUCCCAGUAGCUUAAGUGACUUCAUGUCAGAUGAUACAGAUUUGUCAGAUUAUGAACGAGGAGAAUCUUAUUCACCCCAGGAGCCUUUUCAUUUCAGUUUUGGCUUAGAUGAAAGGAAUAUUGCAGACAUGAAGUCACCUGUACCUGAAAGCGCAGUGUUUCCUUAUCCAGAAUUUCUCCCUCCUUCCUUGAGUUUAAAGUUUUUGUCAACAGAACCAAAACAAAAAGAACUUUUUGAGUAUUCAGGCACACAUUUUGGAUCUAUUAUAAAUCGUUUAUUGGAAAUGGAGAAGCUGCAACAACUUACCAUACAAAAAGAGAAAUCUAAGGAGCUCCGCUCCCAGAUAGCAACUCCUAGAAGUAAAAAGGGAAGUUAUACAAAAAAUGGAACCAAACUCAAGAGACAAAGACAAAGGCAACCAGAUUGUACUGAAAUAUGUCUUCCUCUAUAUGACUAUGAACCUACAGGUUCCAAAGCUCCUAUGGUUUCAAAUAACAAUGGCCAUUGUUCUAACACACUUAGUGCAAGGAAUCAUUCAGCUAGGCGACCAAGGACUGCAUGCGAAUCUCGCAAAAUAAGCAACAGGAAACCAAGUUUUAACUCAAAAAGAUCAAAUUUUACCAAGCAUUCAUUGUCUGCAACUUUCUGCAGUUCUCAAACACUUUACUCGCCAAGGUCAGUUACGCUGCCAUCAAAAUCUGAAAUUCAACCUUCCAGUUCUGUACAUGCCAAAUGCCUUAAUGCCAGCAACAUGAGACGGAGAAGCAUACCCUUGUCUUACAUUGGACCGGUUUAUACAGUUGAGAUAAUUUAA
Polypterus senegalus (gray bichir) is the source of this 1297-nucleotide messenger RNA. RefSeq names its product protein FAM217A-like. The coding region runs from base 47 to 1297 and encodes 416 amino acids. The transcript has 4 exons. The record is from RefSeq and is a predicted model, not a curated record. Lineage: Eukaryota; Metazoa; Chordata; Cladistia; Polypteriformes; Polypteridae.